UUGUGCACAGGACAGAGGUUGCAAGUACAGGGCCUGCCUUCAGAAUCCAAGUCAGAGGUCUGCUGGUUGCUUAAUAAUACUGAGAACUGCCCCAGUGUGUGUCAAGGGCACGGCCAGGCUUUCCUGCAGUUUUAUUAACUUUUCAUGUAUCAGAGGCAAAAAACGAUGGCUCUGUCCAGCUCCGCUAGUCAUUUUCUGCUUCUGGCAUCUGAUUUCUUGCCCACUUCCCAGGCCUUCCACGGAGAGGCAAGCUAGAGCCGAAUGGGAAGCCGUGACUCUAGCAGCCGGCUUUUCCUGCUGCCGCAGUUUUUUCCAGGAGAGGCAGGAUUCAGAGGCUGUUCACGGGAACAGCCCCCUGACCUUCCAGCGAAGCUAUGAUAAGCAGGCCCCUUGUCUGGAGACCCGCAGAUGAGCCUGGGUGACUCUGACAAUGACUCUGACAGAAAUGAGUUAAGCAAUGUCGUCCCUGGGGCCCACACACAGCCCAGCUCCGGAUGUGAGGCUCUGGCAGACACCGGCCUCCACAGCCACAGUCAUGGCCAACAGGACCAACGCCUCCGUCCCGUACACCAGCUAUGAAUAUUACCUGGAUUACUUAGACCUCAUUCCUGUGGAUGAAAAGAAGCUGAGAGCCAACAAGCAUUCCAUCGUCAUCGCCUUUUGGGUGAGCCUGGCAACUUUCGUGGUGCUCCUCUUCCUGAUUCUGCUCUACAUGUCCUGGUCAGGCUCCCCGCAGAUGAGACACAGGCCCCAGCCCCAUCGGAUAUGCCCAUGGAGUCACAGCCUCGACCUCCCCUUCUGCCCCAGGAGGGCCUCCCCGCAGACAACAGAGGAACCAGGAAGCAGAACUGGCUCUGAGCAAUGGUUACAGCAGCAGAGUCCCUCUGCCUCGCCCCUGGAACCAGGCUUGGGAUGGGGCUUCCCAGGGCAUCAGCUGACCUCAGGCACAAGCAAGGGGGUGUAGUGGUGAGCCCCGAGACAGAACUUCUCGACUGUGGAACUGACAAACUGAUACACUCAGAUCAACAUGGACCAUUUACAGUGGACCAAGAACCUGACCAGGUCACAGCCAAGUCUACAGGGAGGACCAUCACACACGUUCACAGUCCGGGGAGGACCAUCACUCAUGUUCACAGUCCGGGGAGGACCAUCACACACGUUCACAGUCCGGGGAGGACCAUCACACACGUUCACAGUCCGGGGAGGACCAUCACUCACGUUCACAGUCCGGGGAGGACCAUCACUCACGUUCACAGUCCAGGGAGGACCAUCACUCACGUUCACAGUCCAGGGGAGGACCAUCACUCACGUUCACAGUCCAGGGAGGACCAUCACUCACGUUCACAGUCCAGGGAGGACCAUCACUCACGUUCACAGUCCAGGGAGGACCAUCACUCACGUUCACAGUCCGGGGAGGACCAUCACUCACGUUCACAGUCCAGCUACCAUGCAGAAGCUGCCCGACACAGCUGAUUCUGUUGAAUAUGUUAAUCUGCUUGCUGCUUGCAUUUGCUUUGGGAUGCGUAGGAAAAUAAAACAUGAACCAGGAUAAAGAGUA
Peromyscus leucopus (white-footed mouse) is the source of this 1558-nucleotide messenger RNA. It is a transcript of the gene Mrap, whose product is annotated as melanocortin 2 receptor accessory protein. The transcript has 3 exons. Lineage: Eukaryota; Metazoa; Chordata; Mammalia; Rodentia; Cricetidae. The coding region runs from base 458 to 964 and encodes 168 amino acids. Gene Ontology annotation, molecular function: type 5 melanocortin receptor binding; type 4 melanocortin receptor binding; corticotropin hormone receptor binding. Gene Ontology annotation, biological process: regulation of adenylate cyclase-activating G protein-coupled receptor signaling pathway; protein localization to plasma membrane. The record is from RefSeq and is a predicted model, not a curated record. Gene Ontology annotation, cellular component: endoplasmic reticulum; plasma membrane.